This is a messenger RNA of Linum tenue, 543 nucleotides long. The record is from the annotation of a GenBank genome assembly. Lineage: Eukaryota; Viridiplantae; Streptophyta; Magnoliopsida; Malpighiales; Linaceae.
AUGACGACUCCCAAAUUCGCCAACCUCACCGCCGCCUUCAUCUCCAUCUCCAUCUCCAUCUUCCUCUUCCUCUCCUCAUCACCAGCCGACGGCGCCACCGCCACCAGCCUCAUCACCGGAACCUGCAAGCAAACCCCCGACUUCAACCUCUGCGUCUCCACCCUCACCGCCGACCCCCGCGGCCCCAAAGCCGCCGGCGUCCAGACCCUCGCCCUCAUCAUCAUCGACGCCGUGAAAGCCAAGGCAACGACGGCGUACGCGGACAUAAAAAGGCUGCUCAAAACGGCGCCGGAAUUGGAGGGGCCACUCAAGAGCUGCGCCCAACAAUACAAUGUCAUUUUGACGGCGGAGAUUCCGGAAGCGGAAGAAGCCGUGAGCGGAGGGGUGGCCAAGUUCGGAGAAGACGGGAUGAGAGGGUCGGCUAGCGAUGCCGAUUUGUGCGAGGACGGGUUCGUGAAGGUCAAGUCGCCGUUGACGGUGGAGAACAAGGUCGUUUCCGGCCUCGCCGCCGUGGGGGCGGCCGUGAUCCGGCAGUUAGAGUGA